GAAUUGGGACCCAUAGAACUAAGGGCUUGGACAACUAACAGUAAAAUUCUAGGACUGCCUUUUACUCAGCCCCAGAAACCGAUGAUAACUCAUCUUCUAGCUUCGUUGAAUAGCAUCUCCAAAACUCAGCCCCAUUUUUUUUUUUCAAUUUCUAGUGCUCUCCCUACCUUCACCCUUAUUCCCAAAACUCUUGGUUCUCUUCCCCAAUCCCUCUAAAAUUUCUCUUCUAAAAUUUCUGGUCGUCGUGGUUAAACCUCUACUUCCCUUCACCCCAGCCUCUCUGGCCUCAGAAUGGAAGAGUAAGGUCCUAAGAGGGGAGCUACAAUUACCGAAAGGCUGUGGAAAAUAGCGAGAGAGACAGGCCGGCCUAAGCUAGGAAGGGAAAACCGAGAGAACAGAGGCCGGGCUGGCAGCCUUGGCCUGCUCAAAAGGGUGGGCGGGCAGGGGGUGGAGCCCGGAGGGGUGCCGCCUCUCCUCUUUCCCGGAGCCUGGGCGGAGAGGGAGGAAAACUUCUUCCUGGCCUGGGCUCCGUGCCGCUCUGUUUGCCAACCGUCCAGUCCCGCCUACCAGUGCCGGGCGCUCCCCACCCCUCCCCCGGCUCCCCCGGUGUCCGCCAUGGCCAAAGCCUACGACCACCUCUUCAAGUUGCUGCUGAUCGGGGACUCGGGGGUGGGCAAGACUUGUCUGAUCAUUCGCUUUGCAGAGGACAACUUCAACAACACUUACAUCUCCACCAUCGGUGAGCCCGCUGGCCAUGUCCCAGACCCCGACUCUCCUGUGACCUCCUUCUCCGGCUCCCGGAUUACUAGUGACCCCACUUUUCAGUCCCCUUAGAGAAUUGAUUUCAAGAUCCGCACUGUGGAUAUAGAGGGGAAGAAGAUCAAACUACAAGUCUGGGACACGGCUGGCCAAGAGCGGUUCAAGACUAUAACUACUGCCUACUACCGUGGAGCCAUGGGCAUUAUCCUAGUAUACGACAUCACGGAUGAGAAAUCUUUCGAGAAUAUUCAGAACUGGAUGAAAAGCAUCAAGGAGAAUGCCUCGGCUGGGGUGGAGCGCCUCUUGCUGGGGAACAAAUGUGACAUGGAGGCCAAGAGGAAGGUGCAGAAGGAGCAGGCCGAUAAGUUGGCUCGAGAGCACGGAAUCCGAUUUUUCGAAACUAGUGCUAAAUCCAGUAUGAAUGUGGAUGAGGCUUUUAGUUCCCUGGCCCGGGACAUCUUGCUCAAGUCAGGAGGCCGGAGAUCAGGAAACGGCAACAAGCCUCCCAGUACUGACCUGAAAACUUGUGACAAGAAGAACACCAACAAGUGCUCCCUGGGCUGAGGAUCCUUUCUUGCCUCCCCACCCCGGAAGCUGAACCUGAGGGAGACAACGGCAGAGGGAGUGAGCAGGGGAGAAAUAGCAGAGGGGCUUGGAGGGACACAUAGGUAGAUGGUAAAGAGAAUGAGGAGAAAAAGGAGAAAAGGGAAAAGCAGAAAGGAAAAGAAGGAAGAGAGAGGAAGGGAGAAGGGAGAGGAAUGAAUUGAGGAAGUGAAAGAAGGCAAGGAGGUAGGAAGAGAGGGAGGAGGAAAGGAAGGAGAGAUGCCUCAGGCUUCAGACCUUACCUGGGUUUUGAGGGCAAACAUAAAUGUAAAUACACUGAUUUAUUCUGUUACUAGAUCAGGUUUUAGGGUCCUGCAAAGGGCUAGCUCGGCACUACACUAGGGAAUUUGCUCCUGUUCUGUCACUUGUCAUGGUCUUUCUUGGUAUUAAAGGCCACCAUUUGCACAAA
Molecule: messenger RNA, 1771 nt
Organism: Pan troglodytes (chimpanzee)
Lineage: Eukaryota; Metazoa; Chordata; Mammalia; Primates; Hominidae
Gene: RAB13
Product: RAB13, member RAS oncogene family
Exons: 8
Coding region: 955-1323 (122 amino acids)
Molecular function (GO): GTPase activity; GTP binding
Source: RefSeq, a predicted model, not a curated record